Messenger RNA from Amoebophrya sp. A120, 2720 nucleotides. Lineage: Eukaryota; Dinophyceae; Syndiniales; Amoebophryaceae. The record is from the annotation of a GenBank genome assembly.
UGUCCGUGAUUCAAAACAAGUUUUCGGUGUACCAUCCGGGGCAAACCCACGUGGAUCUCGAGCGUGAUUUUUUGAAGUUUGCGCAGCACUCCCUACAAGCCAGUUUCGUUGGAUACUCCCAACUUUUUGCCAAUGAGGACCUCGGCCACUAUUGGGGCCCCCUGGGAGAUCCGCUGGUGCGCAGGUUGGCGGAAGAGUUGUCGGUCACUGCCUCGCAGCUCCUGCAUUGCUUCUCCGUUCACUACAAAAACGUGGCGGUCAUUCCCCAGUCGACAAACCGCGAGCGAAUUCUGGAAAAUGCACAACUGCCAGCUCCACCUGCAGGUACGAGAGAAGAUGGACCCGCGUCAGCUUCGUCGUCGAAAAAAUGGGACUUCGCGUUUCGUAUCCUCGACGCUCUGGUUGUUUUGUGGGAGAGCAACUUGGUGCCCGGCGAAGAGGUGGUGCAGCCAAUAUGGGCGAAGCAGCGAUUGCGGGUGUUUCUAGAACAUUCUGAACACGACCAUCCACUGCGGAAGGCGCUGGCGCAGGCCCGUGAGGAAUCAGCAGACGUGGACUUUUUGAAAGCUCUACUUCAAGUUCAAAAAUUUGAUGAUGAAGAUGAUGAUGAUGCCUCGGGCAGCGGGAAGGGGCCCUCCGCUCGGCAGGAUGUUUCAACGUACGUAGAAGAUUCCGUGGCACUACCAACAGGGGGGCCUCCACACGACAAUACUGCGACUGCGGACUCGUGGUUGAGCGCAUUGGAGCGGAAAAUUCAAGAAAACACAACGGACGACGCCUUCACGGCAUGGGCCGCAAGCGAGACCUGGAAAGAAACACAAAAAGUUGCUCCUACUGGAGCUGCAGGACCUCGACCGUUAUCCUCCGGCACGAACCCGUCUGAAGAUCACGGCCCCGCCUCCACGUUGGAUGAUGAAGCUGCCUCAUCUUCUUCUAGUACCGCGACCCGAAUAUUUCUCGCCCGAGACUCGGCCCUUGACGCAAUGACAUCCGACCAAAAUUCAGUUCUGAAUCAAAUUUUGUCGGAAAAUACCGCGAGGCUGCCCCCAAAGUUAGCGUACUUUUUGCAGAAAAGCCCGGCGCUACGACUGGGACACAACCGGGACGUGAUGCGACGACAUCUGGAGGGCACCUACACAGCGCUCAAGCUGUGGAAGCAGCCCCAGUAUCUCUGCAAUGCUGGCGCGCUGCACUCUGUGUACGGAGCCGGGGGACAGUUCAAGUUCAAGAUCUUAUCUUCGGCUUCUCUACUCGGAGGAGAGGAUGCAGACAAGAGCGAUCAGAUAAAAGUCUCUGCCUCGGGAUCGGCUGACAAUGACGACGAGUCCGAUUUUUUCACUGAAACAAACGCUGCCCAAGAAAGGAAAUUUUGCAGGCCGGAACGAGGCAGCACUCUCCCCUCCGGCGACAAGGAAACAUCGAAUCUUUUCCCCGAAGACCUAAUCCCUGACGCUUCACUCGCGUGCCAUGCUGUCAGCGGCGUUUCCGCCGUUUCCCUGCGGUUGCGCAAACUAGUUGCCGGCAUAGUGGGCGAAACAGCCGAGCGACUGAUUUUCUUGUACUCGGUUAUUGAUUUCAAGGUACUUCUGGAAGAAGUCCACGCCUCCGGGACCCGCGGAUUUCUGGACACGACACUGCUAUACGUGAAGGGAUGGAGAGGCGUUUUGCGAAGCUCCAAAUCCGACUCUGGUGAUGUCGUAGACCACAGCGAAGCGAAACGCAAUACAGGAGAGCAGGACGCAGAGGAAAAUCGAAAUAGGGCCGCGCGUGAGAAAUACAAAAAGUACUACCUCGUGCGGCGAACAGAUAUUGUGUCCCUGAUCAUUAUUGCCAUGGCGGACACCUUGGAUCAGGCGAACGACCGAUGUGGCUGGUGCGAUUGGUUGCGCGAGUUCGAUUCGUCCGAAGGUCGUUGGCCUGGGGCGUCGAAGCCCCCGAUUCACCUGUUUCCGCAGGCACGAAUGGCACACGUGUUGCGCAAGUACGGCGAUUUGGAUCGCGGAGAGAAGAUUGCAGCAGGGAUUCCUGCUCGAGCGCUGCAAAAUCUGGCAUUACCUCCAGUUUUCGGCCAUUGCACACUAUCGAUCGACCUGACCGAGGUGCGCGAAAAAGCGGCUCGUGACCUACUCUGGGAGCUGCUGCAGCUCGAGAAAGACGAAGAGAGCCGGGUCGAUGCUCACUCGAUCGGCGGGAUUUCGCUUGGAGGGGCGGCACCAGGAGCCAUGCAGACACGAGGAUCUUCAAGGGGACCUCACACACAUCAAGUGUUGUCUGCUAUUAAACGUCUUCGGAAAGAUGAAGCACCAUCCGGCGUCGAAUCGGAAACAUCUUCAGCCUACGAAAACAAGCUACUUCAGGUUAUCGACCUGAAUCCCUUUCUCGCGGAACCCUGGCUCCUCCUCGGCCAGGAACUGUAUCGUCGCGGCCAGUUCCCGGCGGCUUUCUUCGCGAGCGGAACGGCGAUCCAAAAGUUCCUCCAGAUGGGUACGGCGUAUGUGAAAACCUUCAGCUACGCAGGGUGGCUGGCCGCGUCAAGAACUUUGCGGGCAAAGAGCCGGUCCAUGAUGAAGCUACAACAGCUGCGUGCUGGCGGUCACCUCCCGGGGAGGCAACUUGAUGUAGAGAGCGGGGAGGCCACGACAGGUUCGCCGAUCGACGCAGCGACAGGCAUGCCGCGAGAUGAAGAUGGACUCGUGGACUUGAGUGAAUUCGUCUUCUAG